Messenger RNA from Aspergillus wentii DTO 134E9, 4628 nucleotides. Its product is annotated as putative ABC transporter. The record is from RefSeq and is a predicted model, not a curated record. The transcript has 7 exons. Gene Ontology annotation, cellular component: membrane. Gene Ontology annotation, molecular function: ABC-type transporter activity; ATP hydrolysis activity; ATP binding. Bases 254 to 4543 code for a protein of 1429 amino acids. Lineage: Eukaryota; Fungi; Ascomycota; Eurotiomycetes; Eurotiales; Aspergillaceae. Gene Ontology annotation, biological process: transmembrane transport.
GUCUUCAUCCUCGACGUUUUGAUUGAAAUUGGGUCUUCGCUUCGGCCUAAAGCUUAGCCACUAUUUCCUCCGUUUAAUCUUCCCCAUCUGUCUCUGGACGGCGCGCUCGGACACGCUGGAUGUCCCCGACCUGCUUCAUUUGGCAACAUGUAUAACAUCGAGUGUACGUACUCACGGAUCUUGGCCGUACCUUAAUGUGGCGGCAAGAGAGAGUAUCGUUGGGCUCUAGUGGGAUGAAUUGAUAUAAAGUCUUAUGCCUCCACUCCUACCCUCCGCGAAUCCACCUUUUCAACCAUCAAGGCUGGUACAGAUGGAUCAAUCAGUGAUCCUCAGUCUCUUCUAUGAGCCAAGAUGGAUCGUCCUGGCAGUGUUCUGCCUGCUGAUUUGCAGUCUGAACGUCAGGUCUUUUCUUCGUCGAAAGCACAUGGCCAGCAUAGCCUUUACAUCGAAGCAUGCUCUAUGGGGAACACUUAACUUCAUUUCUUCUGUCACUUGUACGACUGCAGUCUUUGUCUCUGCGAAUCAGAAUGGAGUUUGCGACUGGACAAGAGUUUUGAUUGGCUCACUCUGGGCUCUUGCAUGUCUAUUUCGGUUGUACUACCUGUUGGUCUCUGCCCAUCGGAAAAUAUUCUCAAAUAGCGCCCUCAUUUUAUGCCUUGCCCUUUUUCUCACGGAUGAUCUGCCACGACAACUGUACCCUUUGAUAUGGAUACAAUCUCGAGGCACUGUUAGUUUUUCGACGCCGGAUAUAAUCGCUUUAGUGGCUUCAGCUACAAGUGCCCUUCUGGUACCCCUCUUGACACCAUAUCAUUCUCGAGUCAAUGAUAGCAAUCCCCAUCCAUCAAAAACCUGCUCACCCUUGUCAAGAUGGUGGCUAUAUGCUUGGGUUAGCCCAGUUGUCGAAAAAGCAUAUUCUUAUUGCGGCGCCAUCAGUGCAGAGGACCUCCUACCGAUCAUUCCCGAAAAUUCAACCGAACACUGGCUACAGGCUUAUUCAAACUGCACACAGAACUUCCCCUCAUUUAGGAUGGCUCUAUGGAAACUUUUCCGGUAUAGAUUGGCAGCAAUGGCCUUCUUCGCCGGAUUCUGUGGAUUUUUUGAACUCAUCGGAACUAUCGGACUGCACCAGCUCCUUUUAUUUCUUCAGAGGUCCCAGGAAACAAAACUUCAAGCCUGGUUCUCAAUCAUGCUCUUUAGUCUAUGUCCAAUAAUACGCGGCCUUUGUAUGCAAACGUUUGAAUACUUUGCCACUCACACGAUAGGGGACUGGAAAGCCCUCAUCACAACCGCAGUGUACCGGAAGCUUCUUGUACUCCAUGAAGACGCAGAUAUCGAUGUCGGCCAGUUGCAAAGCAACAUCUCAGCAGACAUCGACAGGCUAGGUACACUUCGAUACACCGCCAUGACAGUUUUCAUGGCCCCCGUGGAAUUCAUCGUGUCAUCAGUCCUGCUUUACAAGAUUAUGGGAUGGUAUUAUCUUCCAAGUUUGGCCUUUCUCCUUAUUACGAGAUAUCCGUUGUCCAAAUUCAUUGUCUCAGCGCAAUCCGGGGCCCAGUCGAAGAUUCUACAAGCGGCGGAUAGAAGGAUCACAAAAACGAGUGAGAGUAUACGGGCAAUGUCGACUAUCAAAAUCCUCGGACAUGUCCAGCCCUUCAUUCGGAGGAUCCUCAAUGAAAGAGACCAGGAAUUAAAAGCUAUCUGGAGCAAAAUGCAGGUUAUAGUGACUUCAGAAAGUCUUUCCUCGGCUUGCACUUUUCUGGCACUCAUUCUCUGCCUGGCACUAUAUACCAUUAUCGGCAAGAAACCUCUCGAGGCAGACAUUGUCUUUACAGUCGUGGCAGUUUUUAACAUCGUGAAGGGCAUGCUUACAUUAAGUGUCCUUGGUGCUGGUCAAUAUGCACAAGCCACAGUCAGCUUGAAGCGUUUGAGUGAUUUUCUGGAUCGUCCUGAAAGCGAAGUAACUACUAUGUACGCCAAGGAUGACGCUGUUAGCCAGGCUGAGGCAGGUUCUCGACACCCAACAACUGUUACCGUUCAGUCGUGUGCAGUACCCGGCAGAUUGUCAGGAAACUCUGAUGCUGAGCUUGUUCAAGAUGGGCUAAACGUUGUUACAGGUGAAUUGGGGUCGGGUAAAACCUUGCUAUUGCAGUCAUUAUUGGGUGGUAGAAAACACAUUCAAGGUGUGAAGGGAUUCCAAAGAUCACAGUUUGAGCCGAUAGGUUAUGUCCCGCAGAAUCCUUGGAUCUAUAAAGGCAGCAUCAGGGAUAACAUUAUCUUCGGAGCUCCAUUUGACCCCGAAAGAUAUGAGAAUAUUAUCCGAAGUUGUGCGUUGGAGCCUGAUUUUGCAUCUUUCAAGGAUGGAGAUUUGAAAGACGUGGGUGAAGGCGGUCGUCGCCUUUCUGGGGGGCAACGCCAGCGGGUUGCACUCGCUCGAGCGGCAUAUUCGCAUGCAAAAAUUGUGAUAUUGGAUGACAUCUUAUCAGGAUUAGACCCAGCGACUACUAACUGGGUGAUUGACAAGUGCAUCCUGGGACCUCAAAUGAAGGGACGGACGUUGGUUCUUGUUACAAAUAAUACUAGGCUACUGGAUUUGGCUGAUCUAAACGUCCACACGAGAAAUGGUGCAGUUUUUCAAACAACCACGGCGCGUUUACUGAGCAGUGGUCCUGCAGUUUCAGAGGAGAGAAGUGCUGUGGAUUCUUCACUGCCCAACACUCUCAAUUCCGGAGAACAGAACGAUUCUGUUGAUGAAAAUCAGGAUUCAAUUGAGGAAUCGGAAAAUUUUCCAGAUGGAGAGGACGGCUGCAAAGGGGGUCUUAUCGGUUUGGAAUACAUGUGUAAAUACAUCCGAUCUUUCGGAGGCUGGCCAUUUAUCAUGAUCGUGGCCAUGUUUACUAUCUUUGCGCAAAUUAUGGAGAUCAUAUUGCCUACUUGGCUCUCUCUCUGGAGCAGGACAUAUAUGGAAACCAAGCGAAAUUCUGGCGCCGGAUUUUAUGUCACAGUAUUCGCAGGCCUCGGCAUUGUGCAGAUAUUUAUACUGGCAAUUUCACUGGUCUUGAUGUAUUCAGGAUCCUGGAGAGCAAGCCGUGAUAAACAUCUGCAAAUGCUGACUGCAGCUUUCGGGGCAACAUAUGCGUGGAUUUGGCGUACCCCGGCUGGCCAGAUAAUCAAUCGUUUUUCUUCCGACAUUGCGAGUUUGGACGACACAUUAUUCAAGACUUUCCGACCGGUGAUAGAGACUUACUUGUCCAUUGGUUUCCGGAUCAUUACGGUAUCAUCGCUUAUUCCUCUCUUCUUGUUGCCCUCUAUCGCAUUGACCGGGGUUGCAAUUUACAUCGGCUAUCGCUACCGUUUCGCAUCGACUGCGGUCAAGCAUAUGUACGCUGCAAGCCUGUCGCCUUUGCACCACAGUAUUACAGAAACUGUAUCAGGUCUUACGACGAUACAUGCGUUUCGUGCGGAGAAGAUGCUCCAAGAUCGGUUCGCUACAGCCAUCGAGCAUCAUGUCCGGACCUGGAGGGCUGUCAGUGAUCUCCAGCGAUGGCUGGCAGUACGAAUGGAUAUCUGCAUUGCCUUGAUAUCAUUCUCGGUGGCAGUUUUGGCGGUAACGCGUCAGCAUGCAAACGCAUCAGCAGUAGGUCUAAGUUUGACUUUGACAACUGGGCUCUGCACCGCUCUUCUAUAUCUUGUCUAUCUCUCAAGUCUCUUAGAGGUAGAAAUGACUAGCUACUACCGUAUCGAGUCAUACAUUAAGGGCCUUCCCCAAGAGCCGAGCGACCUUGCAAUACUCAACGACACGAUUGAGAGUUGGCCAACUCAUGGAGUUGUUGAUGUGCAAAAUCUAACAGCAGGGUACUCUUUGGAUGAAGAUGAAGUGCUGAAGGACAUUAGCUUCAGAGCAUGCCCUGGAGAGCGUGUCGCCAUUGUAGGUCGCACAGGAAGCGGCAAGAGUUCCAUGGCUUUAAGUCUGCUACGAUUGACGAUCCGGCUUCACGGUUCGAUAAACGUCGAUGGAGUUGACAUUGAAUCCCUUGAUGUCGACCGACUGCGGCAGCACAUAAGUCUUAUACCGCAAGACCCGACACUGUUUGACGGUACCAUCCGAUUCAAUUUAGAUAUGAACGGUGCGGUAAGUGAUGAGCAUUUGCAGGGCGUCCUGGAUGAUGUAGCUGGUGCAAGUAAGUGGAAACUGGACGACGUCGUCGAAGCAAACGGAAAGAAUUUCUCGCGAGGUGAAAGACAGCUUAUCGCUCUCGCGCGGGCCAUGGUGACCAAGAAUAAGGUCUUGAUUAUGGAUGAGGGGACGGCCAGUCUCGACCCAGUAAGCGAAGAGCGCAUCCAUGCGGUUCUCCGGGCCAAAUUCAACGACUGGGCUGUCAUAGCAAUCACGCACCGGUUGCACAACAUUGUCGACUUCGACCAGGUUCUCGUAUUAGACAAAGGGCGGGUGACGGAGCAAGGAAAGCCGCGGCAACUCCUGAAUGAGGGGCAAGGGCCCUUCUGGGCACUCUACAUGCAACAGGGGGUGCAUGGAGACCGUUGAUAAUAAAACUGAAAAUCCUAGAAACAACAGUUGUUAGGUUUCAACCACAUGUUUUAACGCUAUGGAUCACGAGAGAGACGAAACU